Sphaeramia orbicularis (orbiculate cardinalfish) is the source of this 2893-nucleotide messenger RNA. It is a transcript of the gene rras2, whose product is annotated as RAS related 2. Lineage: Eukaryota; Metazoa; Chordata; Actinopteri; Kurtiformes; Apogonidae. Gene Ontology annotation, biological process: signal transduction. The transcript is spliced from 6 exons. Gene Ontology annotation, cellular component: membrane. Bases 364 to 972 code for a protein of 202 amino acids. The record is from RefSeq and is a predicted model, not a curated record. Gene Ontology annotation, molecular function: GTP binding; GTPase activity.
CUAGCGCCAGACAUGAGUACUGGCCUGGCUCAGUCCUCCUACUAUCGGAUCCACAUCUUGAACAUCGCAGUGUAGUCGAGUCGAGCCGCGGCUGAGACACGGUCCGGCGUGUGGACAAGGCGCCCGUAGCUCCGGGUUCCUGCUUCUUAUCCGUGCGCACCGCGGACUACCACAACCGCACACACGACCCCUUUUUUUUUGGCACCUAUCCGCGCUUUUUUUUUUUUUUCCUUUCCUCUAGCGCUCCGAUCUCUCCACUGCAGGGCCUCUUCUUCAGUUUUUUUUACAGGAAAAAAGUGGGUGUUUGCUGCUCACUGGUGUUUCGGCAGCAGCGGCGGCGGCGGCGGCGGAGAAGUGUCCUCGAUGGCUGGGUGGAAGGACGGAUCGGUGCAGGAGAAGUAUCGGCUGGUUGUAGUCGGAGGCGGCGGUGUCGGGAAAUCAGCCCUGACCAUCCAGUUUAUCCAGUCAUACUUUGUCACCGACUAUGACCCCACGAUUGAAGACUCCUAUACUAAGCAAUGUGUGAUUGACGAAAGAGCGGCGAGGCUUGACAUCUUAGACACGGCUGGACAGGAAGAGUUUGGAGCCAUGCGAGAACAAUACAUGAGGACAGGGGAGGGCUUCCUGCUUGUCUUCUCAGUCACUGACAGAGGAAGCUUUGAAGAAAUCUACAAAUUCCAAAGACAAAUUCUCCGAGUGAAAGACAGAGAUGAAUUUCCCAUGAUCCUAGUAGGAAAUAAAGCAGAUCUGGAACUACAAAGACAAGUAUCCCAGGAAGAGGGCCAGCAGCUGGCUAGACAAUUGAAGGUUACAUAUAUGGAGGCCUCAGCCAAAAUCCGUAUGAACGUAGACCAGGCUUUCCACGAGCUGGUUAGAGUAAUCAGGAAAUUUCAAGAACAGGAAUGUCCUCCGUCGCCAGAACCAACAAGAAAAGAGAAAGACAAGAGCGGCUGCCAUUGUGUAAUCGUCUGAGUCGGCCUUAUCACUGUAACUCAUGCAGCUACUCUCUACCACCCCACCCACUCUGCCUGACAUCACAUCCUCAGUGGAUGACUGACCGCUGCCUUCUCCACGUGCAUGACUCCAGACAGCUUUUUCUGAGAUCCUCUGAUGAGGAACGGCUGUCCCCAGGACAUCACUAUGGACAACUGACAAUGCCAAAUUUAACACCACUCUACCUUCAGCCGUAAUCUAAUUCACACGAGAGAGUCCCAACACUAAACAUUGCCUUCUAAAUCAGCCUGAUAAAUUAAUGUUUUGUACUCUGAAGGACUUCUCUUGCCUUGUAGUGACAUUUGUACUUGCUACCGAGAUUGAAUGAAAACUAUAUAUCCAGAAUGUUAAUGUUUCUUUAGUUUCCAGUGUCUGACCAGAGCAGAGAGAUUAUCUAAUGAAGCUUUGUGUAUGUUGUGCCAUAUCCAUCUUUACUCCCAUGUGCUAAUCUGCUACUGUACAUAUGUGACAUUUGUUGUGAUUUUCAAAGUGUAUUUCUAAUGACCUAUUAAAUCACCACAGUACAGUGUGUGAGGUUGACUUUGGUUUUACAUAUAUGAAAGUGAAUAUAUAAGUAUGUAUAUAGAAACAUAAUGCCUAGACAGCCCUUAAAGCUACAUCGAUAGACCUUUUCUGGCAUUCUGCAGUGGAUUCUGUUCUUUGUCUGUGGUUUCUGCUUCUCAUCUCAAUUACCAAAUAUGUAGUGUCUACUGUAUUUGAUUUUUUCAAAAGUCUUAUAGAAUGUAGGAUCCAUAUCCUAUACCGUCUCCUCAGUGUACUGAAGUAGCAAACUUGUCUGGUUUCUCUCCCUGAUGGAAGCGGUUCAGUCAUAAGUGGACACCGUUUGUUGUGUCUGAUUUCUACACAAUAGGGACAAAACCAUCGGUGACACGUUGUGUAGCUUUGAUAACUAGUGUGUUUUCAAAUUGAAACACUGAACACUGUAUGCUCUAUACUCAUGUUUUGACUAGUACUGCUUACACAUCCAUUUGUUGCAAAUCAGAGCUCGUUUCAGUCCAGGUCAUUCCAAUGUAACAUAACUUUUCUGUCUAACAUUUUGUCUACAGUACAAAUCAAGUAACUGUAAUAACAUUCCAAUCAGUGUAUUUGUUUUUGUCCUUGAGUUAUUCUGUUACAAAACUUCUUCCUUAUUGAUUUGUCAGUCGGAAAACAAGGACAACCACCAAUGGAACGUGAACUCAUCAGACCUGCCACCUGUGGAGUUAUCGUCACCACAGACACAAAGUACUGUUCUGCCUUCCCUUUCCCCUCCUGUACUUCUGUUCGGGCAUACUAAUGAAGUACUGCAGUUUGUUUUUCAUAUCAUCAUCCUGUAAUAUAAACAACAAGAAAAAUCAGAUGAUGGAAGUAUGGACUUGAUUAAAUGUUUCUACUCUACUUUUAUACAUUAUUUUCUUAUAAAACUAGUUGACAAGUAUUUUUAUAUGUUUAUAAGUGAAUACACAUUCACAGCAUAGCUGUGUAUAUAUGUAAAGAGGAAUAUUUAAUUCUCUUGAUUAUUUUAAACUAAAGAUGACUGUUGGCCCAAAUUUGCAAAAUUGGAUUCUUCGCUAAGAUGUGUCCAAGAAUGUUUUUUCUUACUGAGGCUUCGUAAUGGAGAAUCUGUUUAUAUUUAGGAGUGACCUCCAGCUCAGAGUGUAAAACACCACGUUAGGUUGGAGAGGGUUUUGGAAAUGAUACUGGUCUUUACAAAAGAGCUUUAAACCACACAAAUUAAUGAUUAUCAUCACUGAUAUUUGAAAUAUCACCAUGCCCCAUCCUGUUGGAAAUCCUAGUGUACAUUCAAAUCAUAAUGUUAUUUUCAUUUCUUCCAUAUCAGUGUCUUUUGCCCUGUGUUUAGCUUUUUUGGUGCUAAAAUAAAAACUGUCAUUGAGCCAGA